CUCGUUUCAUAAAAUUGCCAUUCACAGCGCAGCGGCGCUGCCACUUAUUAGUGCGAAAUGCGCUAAAUUAUACCAAAUCGCUUGGUCACCGAAGCAACCCUUGCAAUCUAUUUUCAAAAUGGCAACGGCGUGAGCGGCGCUUUGUUUCGAGUCUACGUUUUUAAUUUGUGUUCGGCGCUAAAUCUGGUUAAUAGUGUUAAUUGUGGCGUCAGAGUUUUAAGUUUAUUCAGUUCUGUGGCUUGUAAUUUGAUAUUGUUGAUUGGUAUUGAACCGUUAACGCGCUAAUUAAAAUGAGCGCCUUUGAGAUUACUGUAACGCCAUCGCGUAUUAAGCAAAAGAAGCGAGUCGAAGGCCGCGAACCGGCUAUCGUGGUAAUGGCUCCAUUCUCAGCCAAGGCAAUUGUGCAGUUCGAAGAUGUUCCCAUCGGAAAAACAGCAAAGCGUAUUGUGCGUAUUAUGAAUCCCAGUGACGAGGAUAUUGAGGUCAGAGUAACAAGGCCCAUCAAAGAGGACCACAAUCUCAGCCUGGAAUGGAUGGAACGUAGUGUUCCAGCUCGCGACGAGGUUGUCAUGGAAUUAGUGUGGAAUCCACAGAUUGAUGUUGCCUGUAAAGAAACACUGCAGUUACUCGACAAUCGCAAUUUUCGCAAAGACGUUAUGAUUAUUCUGAAGUCCAAAAGCAUGCAACCAUCAAGGACAACUCGUAAGUUUCCUACAAUUGGCAAGACGCUGCAGCUCAAGUCUCCGACUAGCAGUACUAAGAUGCUCAAGAAUAGUACGGCAGCAGCAGCUGUGCAACAAAAGAAACGUGUGUCCAGUUGCAAUUCCAGUUCAGCAGUUGCCACAGCAACAGCAGUAAAGCAGUCGUGGCGCAACAGCGCUGCUGCUGCACGUACAAAGACAUCCACAUCUACAGUGACAGCUCAAGCGCCUCUAAGCGAGCGGAAUGUGUAUAGAGCUGCAUCAAAUAUUUCUCCUCAGGGGCGUAAUCUGAAAGAGAAUGUUAGUCCGAAGACUCCUGGCAGUGUCAUCAAUUUAAUUGAUAAGAUGCAAUUCACACCUAUUGUCGAAGUGUCACAUGACGCAAAAUCAUUGCCUGACAAUCUUGUUAACUGGCCCACUCCCACAUUGAACUUACCUGGACAAACUGCAGCACAUAACGCAGAGGAGUUGCACCCACGUCGUCUGCCCUCCUCAAUGGAUGAGGAACAAACCAUUUCUAACCGGACAUUUGAUGUAAAACUGUCCGAAACAAUGAAUAUCUCUGCAGACACUUUAGAUGGUUCACGCAACGAUCUGUUGCAGCAGACACCAUCGAUUACGCUUAACAAGACCACGACAAUUGUGCCAGCCAUGCAAAUGCGUGCUUUGGCAUGCAUACGAGAAGAGGACUCAAGUCCACCAAAUAUGGCAGGCCAGAUGCCGUCGAAAAUACGUGAUUUGAAGCGAGAUAUUCAUGUUGUGGGCUCACCGUUGCGCAAGUACAGUGAAUCUAUGAAGAAUCUAUCGCUGCUAUCCCCACAAUCAAAGAUUGCCAUACAAGGUUCGAUGCCCAAUCUUAAUGAAAUGUUGCCGCUUCGUUCCAUUGAACAGAAUCGUUAUUAUCAGCAAUCGCAACAGAUACCCUCGUCAGCGAACACGUUCCUCGAUAAUUCAGAUUCCAGCGAGAUAAGCGUUGUUUCCCAGCAAGAUGUGCUGUUCAAUCAGUGCGAGAUUCUGGCACAAUCGAGCCACUGUAAUUUACACGAAGCAGUAAAGAAAACGCACAAGAUCGAUCACUUGGCACUGACCCAUAUUCAGCAGCGUCGUAGCAAGGAAACAAAAGUAAGCAGCGGCCACAAGCGUCGCUCACAUGAAUUGAGCUUCUCGGAUGCCCCCAGCAGCGAAUCAAUUCAUCGUAAUGAAACUAUGGCCAUUUCACCACCGAAGCGACAAAGAUAUGAACCCAGUUGUUAUACACCAACCAAUGCCUCUGCGCGUAACUCCAAAGCAUGGCCGCAUGCGCAGUCCAAAAAGUUUAAAUUGUCUCAAACGAUGUCGCUGUUGAAAAAGCCGGUUGAACCGCGCAAGACACGACAGCAAACUUCCGUUAAACUUUACGAUUCCGAUCUGUACAUGCAGUCAUAUAUUAAUCCAGAUCCUUUUGCUGCAAGUACCACUGUCGAUCCAUUUUUGGCUUCAACUAUGUAUUUAGAUGAGGAGGCUGUAGAACGUCACCAAACAGACUUUAAAAAGUGGCUAAACGCUUUAGUUAGCAUACCAGCAGAUUUAGAUGCAGAUAACAAUAGUAAAAUCGAUGUGGGCAAGCUAUUCAACGAGGUGCGUAAUAAGGAGUUGUCAUUGGCGCCCACCAAGGAGGUGCAAUCGAUGAAUUACUUAACCACGUUUCGUCUGGAAACACUGCGUCGCGCUGCAGUUGAACUGUUCUUCAGCGAACAAAUGCGCUUACCGUGCUCCAAAGUUGCCGUUUACGUCCAAAAACAGGCGUUGCGCAUUCGAAGUGAUCGCAACCUCCACCUAGAUGUGGUCAUGCAGCGCACAAUACUCGAGCUAUUGCUCUGCUUCAAUCCGCUGUGGCUGCGUCUGGGCCUAGAAGUAGUGUUUGGAGAAAAGCUUCAUCUGCAAUCGAAUCGCGAUAUUGUCGGCCUCAGUACAUUCAUUCUGAAUCGUCUGUUUCGCAACAAGUUCGAGGAGCAGAAGUACAGCAAGGCGUAUACUUUAACCGAAGAGUACGCGGAGACCAUAAAGAAGCACACGCUACAAAAGACUUUGUUUCUUCUGUUGUUCCUGGAUCAAGCUAAACAACGACGCAUUAUCAAGCAUAAUCCAUGCUUGUUUGUCAAGAAAUCGCCACACAAGGAAACAAAAGAUAUUCUUCUACGCUUUUCAUCUGAGCUGCUGGCGAACCUAGGCGACAUCACACGUGAAUUACGCCGCAUGGGAUAUGUAUUGCAGCAUAAGCAGACAUUCCUUGACGAGUUCGAUUAUGCCUUCAACAAUCUGGCCAUCGAUCUGCGAGAUGGUGUGCGUCUAACACGGGUCAUGGAGGUCAUCCUGCUGCGCGAUGAUCUCACCCAGCAGUUACGGGUUCCAGCGAUUUCUCGCUUGCAGCGUAUAUUCAACGUUAAGCUCGCUUUAGGGGCCUUGCAAAAUGCCAAUUUCCAGCUCGGUGGGGACAUCACCGCAGCUGACAUCGUUGAUGGCUAUCGGGAGAAGACAUUGUCGCUGCUCUGGCAAUUGUGCUACAAGUUUCGAUCGCCCAAAUUUAAUGCUGCUGCUCGUGUUCUGCAGCUGUGGUGGCGACGUCGCUGGCUGCAUGUUUUUAUUAGACGUCGCAUUCGUGAUAGAGCUGCGAUUCGCAUACAAGCCGCCUUCAGGGGUCAUCAAAUGCGCAAGUUCGUUAAAUUGUAUCGUGUAGAGCGCCUACAAGCUACAAUCGUUCUACAGAAAUACACUCGUCGCUACUUGGCCCAGAAACAUUUGUUUGAAAUGUAUCAGAAAAUCGUUAGCAUUCAGGCUUGGUGGCGUGCGCAGCGCCUGGGUCGCCUGGUGCGUCAAGAGUUCUUCCAUCUGAGAGAAUCUACAAUAUUCCUUCAAAGGAUUUUCCGUCGCCGCAUGUUCUCGAAGAAACUGCUGGCGUAUGCGGCUAGAGAACGCUUGCAACGUGAUCAAAUACAUCAAGCUGCUGCUUCUUGCAUCCAACUGCAUUGGCGUGCUCUUCGCUGUGCGAGGGAACAGCGAAAAACUUACGUUCAUCAAAGGCAAUUGAUAAUCUUCGUACAGAAUAGAUGGCGAGGUAAGAGACUCGCUCAGCAAAAACGCAAAGAUUUUUUGAUUCUUCGAGAGGCGGCUGUAAUUUUGCAAAAUCGAUAUCGUGCUCGUUUGGAGAUGCUUAGGUGCUAUCAACGUUAUAAUCUUCAACGUCGUAGUGCUAUAAUAUUGCAGCGUUAUUGGAGGGCUACAAUCAAGAUGCGUAAACAGCAUGAAAGCUAUCAUAAACUCAAAACCGCUGUGAGGGUGCUUCAGAUAAAGUACAGGGCUCGAUUUCAAAUGCGCCGGCAACGACAGGAGUAUUUGCGACUGAGAAAUGCUGCAGUUUUCCUGCAGACGCUAUAUCUAGCUCGUCUGGAAAUGCAACAGGUGCGACGUACUUUUGUGAAGGAUCGACAAUGUAUUGUUAACUUGCAACAACGAUGGAGAGCAACGCUUGAGAUGCGACGACAGUAUCGCUCUUAUCAACAGCUGAGAUUUCACAGCAUCGUGCUGCAAAACAAAUUUCGGGCACGAGUGCAGAUGCGGCGGCAGCGAGAUGAUUUCACUAAGAUGAAGAACUCCGUUAUAAAAAUCCAGAGAUUAUAUCGCGCUCGACAAUUGAUGAGGACACAGAGAGCGCAGUUCGUGCGCCUUCAACAGUCAGUUGUACUUAUUCAGCAACGCUUCCGAUCCUUUAGACAAAUGCGAUACAUAAGUGCCAAGUAUCGCGGCACCCGAGCUGCUAUUUCUUGUCUCCAGAUGCACUGGCGCAACUAUUUGCUGACCAAAAGACAGCGUCGCACUUAUUUACAUCUUCGUGAUGCAGCCAUAACCAUUCAGAGACACUACCGUGCUCAUUUGGCUAUGCGCAAAGAUAGAGACAGUUACCAGCAUCUAAAACAAAUUACAAUUCAAGUACAACAUCGCUAUCGUGCUCAGCUGUCCAUGCGAGUGCAACGUGCCACAUAUGAAUAUGAGAGAGCACUUAUUAUGCAAAUGCAACAGAGAAUACGCGCUAAGUUGGCUAUGAUAUCAGUAAAGAACAAUUAUCAAAGAGAAAGGCAGGCUGCAGUCCGUAUACAGGUCUGGUGGCGAAGUUUUCUAGCUAUGCGAUUGUAUCGUGGAAACUAUCAACGGGUUCGCACAAGUACAAUAACAUUGCAGCGUAAAUGGCGAGCUACUAUACAAGCACGUGUACACAGACAGAUGUUCUUGGCAACUAUUCAAAAAGCGAGAUUACUACAAGGUUGGGUGCGGUCCUUAAUGCUAAUGAGACAGCAGCGUGCUCAGUACCAGAGGCAGAGAGAGGCUGCCGUUGUAAUCCAACGUCAUUAUCGGGCUCGUCUAGCUAUGAUCACUACAAGGAUUCAAUAUCAGAGACUAAGAUCGGUUACCAUUAGUAUUCAGUUAAAGUUCCGUGCCAGACAAUGUAUGAUUAAGAAGCGCAAUGAGUUCUUGCAACUUCGAAAGACUGCAAUUCACCUGCAACAAAAGUUCCGUGGGAAACGUUUGGUAUUGGUUCUACAAAAGCAAUUCCGCCUCUUGACCCAAUGCACUGGCAAUUUCCAAGCGCAUGCACGUGGUUUUCUUGCCCGAAAGCGUUUCCAGGCUCUAAUGACUACGGAAAUGAAGGAGCUUCUGCGUCAAAAGCGAGCGGCGAAAGUUAUUCAAUGUUACUGGCGGGGAUAUCUUACUCGUCGAAAACAACGACAUGCCGGUCUUUUAGUUAUUCGACAGCGUCUAUUGCAGCUUCGUCAGCAGGCUACAGCUAUUAAUUCGGUACGGUCUAAGAUUCAGGACUCAGUUCGAAUUUUGCGUGGCCGAUUUAUUGCCUCGGAUGCUCUACCCGUUUUAAAUCAGCUAGAUCGUCUGUCUCGAACAGUACCUCAUCUACUAAUGUGGUGUUCAGAAUUUAUGUCCCACUUCUGUUACGGCAUCAUGGCACAGGCUAUACGUUCAGAGGUUGAUAAGCAACUGAUCGAGCGUUGUAGUCGUAUUAUUCUCAAUUUAGCACGCUAUAAUAGCACCACAGUGAAUACUUUUCAGGAGGGCGGUUUAGUUACCAUUGCCCAGAUGCUUUUGCGCUGGUGCGAUAAAGACAGUGAAAUUUUUAACACCUUAUGUACGCUUAUUUGGGUAUUUGCCCACUGUCCAAAAAAGCGAAAGAUUAUUCACAACUACAUGACCAAUACAGAAGCAAUCUACAUGGUCCGUGAAACGAAAAAGCUUGUUGCCCGCAAGGAAAAGAUGAAGCAGAAUGCUCGAAAGCCAUUGGUCAGUGCGUUUAGUCGUUAUGAACAACAAACACCGACUUUUCAACCAAGAUCUUUGCCCAGCUUAGAGCCGGAUUUUGGAAUUAUACGAAGUAGUCCUUAUACAUUUAUAUCGUCAGUGUUUGCAUUUGAUACUAUUUUAAGCAAGUUGAGGAUUGAUUUAAUUUGAUAUAUUUUAAAUGAAUAAGUUACCUGUACGAGUAGAAGAGCUCAUUAUAAAUCUGUAGUUAAUUGUUACAAUUGUUUUGAUUGAUGUUUCGUAAUGAUAUGAUGUAAUUUAAUGUUGAUUGAUGUUUCGUAAUGAUGUAAUUUAAUGUACUGUUCAAUGUUUAUUAAGUGAUUAUGUUUUAUUGCAACGAAAAGUUUUGGUUUUGUAUUUUUGCUUGCACAGUUUUGCAGUGCCCAGAUUACUGUUUAUUAAAAUAUAUUCACAAAACAAUUA
Molecule: messenger RNA, 6467 nt
Organism: Drosophila albomicans
Lineage: Eukaryota; Metazoa; Arthropoda; Insecta; Diptera; Drosophilidae
Gene: asp
Product: protein abnormal spindle
Exons: 6
Coding region: 291-6194 (1967 amino acids)
Biological process (GO): spindle organization; mitotic cell cycle; establishment of meiotic spindle localization
Cellular component (GO): spindle pole
Molecular function (GO): protein binding
Source: RefSeq, a predicted model, not a curated record